ACGGCUGGCGGCUGCGAGCCUGCGACUAAGCAGCGACGGCGACGGCUGGUUGACUCGCUCCGUCUCCCGGCGACGCCCUCGUCGCCUCCGUGCCCCGGCGACAUCCUCUCUCGCGGCGUCGCCUUUCCCAUCGACGGCCCCUAUCCCGGCGACUCCCUCGACGCCUCCUUCCCCGACGCUCUCUCCCCCGGUGAGGGCCCGCCCCCUCUCCCGGCGAAGGACCUUCUACGACGCCCCCUCUCCCGCCAUGACCCAGAAGACGCCAUCGACAGGCAACUCUUUUGUUCUCAAAUUUGUCCUCUUAUCAAUUAUCUCAUUGAUCCACUGACCACUGAGGAUGUAUGCAUUGUAAAUCUGAUAAAGACAGGCUGUCUCUCUGCUCUCUCGGAGCUUGUUCUGAAUAAGAUUACAAUUUAGGAGCUUAUAAUACGGUUAGGCUUGUAAUGUAUGUGAUCUGGUUACAAUAUAGGCGCAGAUGUCAUAUAUGAUACCCGAUUCUAUGAUUAACUAUGUUUUUGAGGCUAAACGGUAGGGGUUCUGUCUUUUCAUUAACAUUAAGAUAAAGAAUCAAGUGGUUACAGCCUAAUGAGAGAGGGAUAGGGGAGGUAGGGUUCCAGCAGCCAGAAGUAGCUCUGGCUUUACAUCAGUUUCGGCUGAGCUUCAUUAUUUGGUUGAAGUUAUGGAACACACUUAUUUGACGCAUUGUUGCUGCUUGAAAGUUUACGCCAUAUCUCCGGAUGCUUGCAGCCAGGUUGGAGUCGACCCACGUCUCUGACGGCUUCUGCGCCCCCCAGUUUGAGCUCCCAGAGCCCCUGACAGGGAAAAUCUGGACACUGGAUGACUUCGAGGCCAGCCCUGCUUUGCUGGUUAUGUUCAUAUGCAAUCACUGUCCGUUUGUAAAACAUCUGAAAAAUGAUAUUGCUAAGCUCACUUCAUUUUACAUCGAGAAAGGACUUGCUUCUAUCGCCAUAUCCUCAAAUUCAAUUGUCACAUAUCCCAAGGAUGGUCCCGAGUACAUGGCUGAGGAGGCAAAAUUGUUUAAGUACUCUUUUCCUUAUUUGUAUGAUGAGUCCCAAGAAGUUGCUAAGGCUUUUCGAGCAGUUUGCACACCAGAGUUCUACUUGUUCAAAAAGGAUGAGCAAAGGAAAUUUGAACUUUUUUACCACGGGCAGUUUGAUGAUUCAAGACCCAGUAACAAUGUGCCAGUCACUGGAAGGGAUUUAAGCCGUGCAAUCGACUGUGUACUUAGUGGCCAAGAAUUGCCUUUCUACCAAAAACGAAGUGUCGAGUGCAGCAUCAAGUGGCACAAGUGAACUCAAACCAGUAAUAUCAUCAGCAAUUGGACAAGAAGCUGAGCAACUGAGCAAGCAGUACUUCCGUGCAAACUUUCUCAGCUCAUCGGGUUAAAAUUUGCAAUAGACUUAGCUAGUGUACUUUUUUUGUACAAUGAAUGAAAGAAAUUUGUCCAUCUUAUUCUAUUAAACUGAAACACCUAAUACAAGUACACUGUUACA
Molecule: messenger RNA, 1514 nt
Organism: Triticum aestivum (bread wheat)
Lineage: Eukaryota; Viridiplantae; Streptophyta; Magnoliopsida; Poales; Poaceae
Exons: 9
Coding region: 738-1313 (191 amino acids)
Molecular function (GO): antioxidant activity; oxidoreductase activity
Source: RefSeq, a predicted model, not a curated record